This is a messenger RNA of Ostreococcus lucimarinus CCE9901, 741 nucleotides long. RefSeq lists its product with no specific name. The record is from RefSeq and is a predicted model, not a curated record. Gene Ontology annotation, molecular function: ATP binding; ATP-dependent peptidase activity; metalloendopeptidase activity. Gene Ontology annotation, biological process: proteolysis. The coding region runs from base 1 to 741 and encodes 246 amino acids. Lineage: Eukaryota; Viridiplantae; Chlorophyta; Mamiellophyceae; Mamiellales; Bathycoccaceae. The transcript has a single exon.
AUGCAGCGACGAAACGUGUUUCCUAAUGAACUGAAGCGGCUGCUGAAGUGCGCGCCGGAACAAAUCGCGCGACCGAGCGACGCGAAUGACUUUAAUCUCAUCGUCACGGUGACGCUGAGCACGAGCUUGUUGGCCACGGUGGUGGGGGCGACGCUUCCGGGGGAUUGGGGGGCGUUCGGGGCGUAUUUGAUCGGGGGGAUUUCGUUGGCGGUGCUCGCGGUGGGGUCGACGGCGCCCGGGUUGCUGCGCGUGGCGACGGAUCGGUUGGCGAGGGUGAACCCGGAGUACCGACGAAGGAUCGCGAGACACGAGGCUGGGCACUUUUUGGUAGGGUACGCGCUGGGCGUGCCCGUGGGGUCGUACGAUCUCGGCAUCGAUCAGUCGCACGUGAAUUUUAUGGAGUCCAAGCUGGAGCGGAAAAUUUUUCAAGGCGCGAAACUGAGCGAAAGCGAGAUGCUCCCGCUCGCCGUGGUGAGCAUGUCUGGCGUCGCGGCGGAAGCGAUGGAGUUCGACGAAGUCAUGGGUCAGAGCGCGGAUCUGUACGAUUUGCAGAGAAUUCUCAACCGAGUCGACCCGAAGCUCUCCGACGCGUCGCAGCAAGAGCUCACGCGAUGGGCCGUCUUCCAAGCCGCGAGCAUUCUUAAGACGAAUAAGAGCGCGUGGGACACGUUGACGGAAAAGAUGCUCGAUGGCGCGAGCGUCGUGGAGUGCUUGAAGACGAUCGAAAGCACCGCGCCGUAA